AUGGCCGUUGAUGACUUCCUGUAUGAUCACUCUCUGCUCUUACAGUAUACAGUAUACAGUAUACUGCACACUGCACACUGCACACUGCACACUGCACACUGCAUACUGCAUGCUGUAUAUUGCAUACUAACGCCAGCAGGAGUCGAGACACGGACGCCUUCGUGUUGCCCUCCAAGUCGUACUAUCCCACCAAGAUCCCCAUCGCUGCGCCAGGCUAACAGGCGCAGACACUACCAGCUACGCCACUUCAUAAGCUCCCCGGAGCAAGACCUCGUGUACUAUGCGAGCGGCUGCGACAUCUACUGCCUCAAUGCGGCCACACAAACCCAGGCGCACGUAACGACACUGCCAUUCGAGGCCCGCUGUACAGCCUCCGGACACGGCUAUGUUUGCGUAGGAGGCGCAGACCAUGGUAACUUUGCUGCCAUCAAGGUCGCCGGCUUCCCUCCUGUCGACAACUCCCAUGUAGACGCCUCGCUGCCUCUGGACUUCGAGCACCGUCUCUCCCGCCCUCCGCUCCUCGGCACCGCGCAUCGCAUACGGCUCGAGAAGAUUGGAGAAGACAUUGUCAACUCAAUAUCCAUACACAAGUCUCCUGCUACACCAACUGGCGGCCGCGACGAUGUGGUCGCCGUCCUUACCAACAACGACAAAUCGGUGCGCGUCUAUUCGCUGGUGGACAACCUCGAACUCUGUUGCAUAGACCUGCCGAUCGCGAUGAACCACGCCACGAUAUCGCCAGACGGAAAGUUUCUCGUUGCUGUUGGUGACCAGCAGACCGGCUUCUUCUUCGAACGAUACCUUCCUGGGCCAGAAAGGCCAAGCAGCUGGAAAGAGCCAAGUGAUCGAAUAGACUCGGUGCCACCAGGAUGGAAGCUGUUCGAGGAAGUGGCCCUGUAUGUUCCAUCGAACCAGUGUGCUGAGGGAUACUUCACUACAGCCUGGUCGCCUUCAGGCCGUCUCUGUGCGGUGGGCUCCGAGUGUGGCUACAUCACGGUGUUCGAUGUCGAUGAUCUAAAGGUUGCCGAGUGCGGGGAAGAUGCUGUACUCGGAGUGAUCAGUUCGACAAGACCAGAUGUAUGUACGGGUGCCGGCGCCGUACGGACAAUGCAGUUCUCUCCGGCGCCGUGGGACUUCCUGAUCUGGAGCGAAGACCAGGGCAGAGUAUGCGUCGCCGACCUACGGUCUGGACUCAAGGUGAAGCAGGUAUUGACUCUGGAUCCGAAAGAGGAGGGCCUUGAAAAGAUCGAGAUUGCCGAUUUUGAUUUGAGCCUGCCCCCAGAGAUGUCUGAGUUGCGCAGAGAAGCGGACUUCAUCCGCAGAUACCGCCGUACUCUGGAUGCAGAAGGGACACAAGCAGCGGUGGACGCCGCGAAUGAAUACUUCGAGGCAGACUCCGAGCGACAGAGGGCUCUGCGACGUCUUGGCGUAGUCGAAUCUGACAACGAUCCUCAAGGGCUAUCGUCCGAGGAACGGCGAAUUCUGGAAUCGCUGCGAGCAACACGUCACACCUUAGAGGCGCGGCAGCCUGGUGGAAUCAGGCCCAGGAGCAUUAACUAUACAACAGCAGGCCAUGUAGAAGCUGCACGGUAUGAUGCGCGUGAGCGUGCCCGACUUGGCUUGCGAGCUGACAUUCUGCUCAGGGAACGGGCGGCCGCCGCUCGAGACAUGCCUUCUGACCUACUAGAUGACCUUCUCUCAGAAAGCCUUCGGCCAACGAAUCGCUCGCUUGGGGAGCGAACAGCACCUCGACGUCAAGCAUCGGUUGUCGUAUCCAUCAACGAAGGUACCGUCAACGUACCACCCCAUGCACAAACCAACAUCACAGACUCUGCCACAACGCGGUCACCAAACGCCAUCGUUGCGCACACACGUAGCGAGAUCAUAAACUCGACUGACAAUGCCUGGCGCACCAUUCAGGCUGCGCUCGCCAGUCAAGAACGUGCUGCCAGCAAUAUGGCCCGCACCAGCACAUCAAUUCCAGCUGCCAGCGCCAGCAACCCAACAGCACCCGAGUUACGUAGCGAACUUCGCCGUUUGCGCCAACUCACGCAGGUGCGUGAACGCCUUCGCAACGAACGGGCUAGCCAGCUGUCCACCGAUGCGUACGAGUUCAGCUUAGGUCUCCGGAGAGUAAGCCGCAGCACGCACGACCCAAGUCAAGGUGUGCGUACGGCAGGGCUCGCGAUGAGCGAAGAUGGGCGGACGCUGUACUGCGGAACCGAGGAGGGUAUCUUCGAAUUCAAGCUGAACUUGCAUACACGGAAAGGCUUCCCCGCCAUCAAUCCUCGAUGA
Messenger RNA from Macroventuria anomochaeta, 2295 nucleotides. RefSeq lists its product as uncharacterized. The transcript is spliced from 2 exons. The record is from RefSeq and is a predicted model, not a curated record. The coding region runs from base 1 to 2295 and encodes 764 amino acids. Gene Ontology annotation, molecular function: protein binding. NCBI's taxonomy places the organism in Eukaryota, Fungi, Ascomycota, Dothideomycetes, Pleosporales, Didymellaceae.